GGCCUUUACCCACCUCUCUGAUACCCCCCUUCGGGCAGACCCCCUUGAUAUCUGCAGUGCAGCGCCUCCCCAAGAGUUCUGGUUGUUAGGCUCUCUCAUAAGACCCGGCGAUAUCAUCCAGUUCCUCAUGCAUGCCAGUCUUGGGCUCCUCAACUUCGUCUGGUGCUAUUGCUUUCCUGUCCCUUACUUCGUUCCUCGUUCCUCGUUUGUCUAUUGUCCAUUCCUUUCAUUCAAACCCCUGCGUUCACCUUGCCUCUUGUCUGAUUCCCCGCCUUGCUGCUGAGACGAGACACCCUCCUCCAUUCCCCCCAUCUCUCACUGCUCGUCAGUAGCAUACAGUACAGCAUACCCCGUUGGUACCAUAGUCCACAGUGCGCAUGUAGUGUUUCUCGUCGCCCCUUGCCAGAAAUGACUACGAUACAGGGAAGUCGGUCCCCCUCUUUUCCUCGGGACGAGGUUACCGUCGCCUCUUCGCUUGCCGGUGCUCCGAGGCUUAAUUUCUCUAGCUUCUCUUCUUUCGCACUGGAUGCCGCCGACAAGACUGGCCUUCCUCGCGCCAAAUCCUCCAACAACCUCCUUGGCGAAGCUAUGCGCAAGCGCGGGGCGGAAGUCGUCGACUCCUCUGCCUCCUUGGAUUGCCGCCGGACCCGUGCUCGUGCCCGUGCCCGAGACGACAAGGAUCGAGCCAGCAUGGGCGACCUCAUCCAGUUCCUACGGACCGUGCCGCCACCACCCCAGAAUCACCUUACAUCGGUCUUUGACGAUGACGAGACGGACACCGUCGAGGGACGGGGCAAGUGGAAGCAGCUGAGGAACAAACUCCGUCUUCGCAUCCAGCGGCCCAAUUCGGCCACCUCAGACGACGUUCCGCCCAAGCCCAAGUUGCCCGGCACCGCGGUAGUUGCUAAAACAACACGGGGCCGUUCCCACAUCGCCAUCUCCGUUCCCAUGGAGCAUUGUCAUUUGGGUCCCAACUCGGACUGGUCUGCCACCGCUUUCAACGCCACCAAACCGCUCCCCCCUUCGCCUCCCCUGGAACCCGGGGAUCGUGACUACCUCUCCAAGGGAACCGGAAAGCCCCGAAUGCCCAGCCUUCAGACCAAAGACUCAAAUGCGUCUAUUCGUCUUUGGCCUCGCCAGGCUCCCAUCAGUCCACCUCAGUCGCCGCCCGCUACCUCAGCCGGGAGUUCGCUUGGCAGCAGGUCGGGGACGACCCCCGCCCACACUCCACGUGCCCCCUUGCCCAUGGAUCCGAACGACUUUGUCGAGAUUUCGAGGUCAGAUACGCCAACUCCUAAAACCCCGGAAAGCAUCGUCGAGGAGCGUAUUCGCCAGGUUCACGUUUCCUGGUUGACCACUACUCAUCCCCUGGAGUCAGCCGGAGGUCCGCCGCCGGCCCCACUGAUGUCUCCUCCUACGAAGCCGCUGCCAUCACCGUCGUCCCGUUUCUCGACUCACCGGUCACAUCGUCUUCAGCUGCCCCUGAGAAAGUCAAGCCUGAAAGCACCGGUUGGCCCACUCGCGAGCACGCCCGGCAAGCCGUCCACGCGGAGGGUGCUUGAGACGCCGAGUCGGAUCCGCGAGGGGUGUGGCCUCAGCUCUGUCGUUGACUCGUAUCCCGCGAAGCCGCCGCGGGUGACCACUGAAGAACCCGCUACGACAAUGUCCAGCGCUCCACACCUAGCGUCAGAGCAAAAGACCCUAGACUCGCCAUUCCUGCUACCAGCGGUGCGGUAUUCUCCGCCCUUGUUGAGUCAAAUCAUGGAUGUCACGGGUGGCGGGGAUGUAGCGGAUAAGACGGACAAGACAGAGAAGACGGACAAGACAGAGAAGACGGACAAGACAGAGAAGACGGACAAGACAGGGUCCAGGACGCCGGCUCGCAAAUCAUCGACGCGCACGAAUGCCUCGAGAAAGAGCCGCCGCGCCGAGAAGGUCAGGUCUUUGAAGCAGCGAGAUAUGGAAGCAGCCCGGAAACAAUUGCCAAAGCCGCAGCAGUCGCGAGAUUGCGAACCCGAUGCUCCGCCUCGGGAGGAGCAGCGACCCAAAACAGCCGAGACAGCUAUCAGCUCCUUACGCCUGCCUUCUCGGGAUGGCGGUCCCUGCGUCGCAGAACUUGCCGACAACUUUCCACGGCCUCCUACGGCUGAGCAAGAUGUUUUCGAAUCGACUCCCAUCGUCUGUUUGGAUCCACCCGUUUCUAGCCGUCCUUCUGGCGCCAUGACCUCGGCUGGGGACGGGCAAGAUCACCGCGAAGAGCCUUCGGAGUCUUCGUCGCACCCCCACCAGGGCGGCCGUCAUCCUCGCCUCUUGGAGCCCGGCAGCGCGAGGCCGCCCAUGCCAGAAGACGCUCCAUCCGCGAGGACCAGUACCGUCAGCUCCAUGCUACCUUUACGGUUCAACAGUUUUACUCGGACCAGCUGGGCAAGCUCGGUUCCCCUCCUCGAGCGCUUCAGCAGCUACGAGCCAUCGGAGGCCAGCUUCGUGCAAGGAACGGACCAUACCGAGAGCCAGAGAACUCCCCAUCGCCGCUCGGAUUCUGCAACGUUGCCUCGCACGGAGCAGGAAAGGCUCGUGUCUUCCCGCCUCAGCUACAUGGCCCCGCCCCCGGAACAAGACAGUGAUGAGGAGGCAGAGUCGCGGGAGAAAGAGGACGUGGAUAACGAAAUGCCUACCUUUGCACCCAGGCCAGAUCCGACCCCAAGACUGAGCGCCAUCAUGCCCGUCGUCGACGUUCAACCUAUGACGCCAUCCGUGGACCUUUGGUCUCCCUCGUGUCCUGCUUCGAGCACAUCGUCCGUCUCAGAACCUCCCGCUUCGAAGUUGGUUCCAGGAGAACCCACACCUCCCCAGACCCCUUGCGAUUUUCCGGCUCAGCAAUACACUACGACGGCGGAUGAAGCACCAGUAUCGGAGCCAAGCCAGCCGUCGUUCAUCGACGUCCGACAGCUGUCUAGUCCUGGAAGACAGCCACCGGCGCAAGACCUCUUCCGCUCUCGCGCGUGGAUGACACGUUCAGAUAGCGACUUCUUCCACACCCGUGUCGAGCUCUCAGGUUUUGACCAUCUCAUGUCGCAUCACAGCCCCUACGGCAUCCGUUUAUCGUCCGAGCCUCGGGCUGCCGAUUUAGCGCAACACCUUCUUCUCAAUCAGAAGCGACUGGAGUUAGAUAUUCGGCGGCAGGAGCAUAAGCAGAUGGUUUUCCUAAGCCAGCUCGAGCGGACACUGGAAGACAUCAAGCGCACGAUUCCGUCUCGGCAUCAUGGGCGUGCCAGGGAAUCCUUCGGGUUCGACGAAGCAGAGGGGACGACCGCAAUGAGCCAGCCUGCCGAGGCGAUGUUGGGCAAGAGGAGGAUCAGCCAUCGCCGAGGUCUGGCGGGAUCGGAUCCUACCCGUUCGACAAAUGCUUGCGAAAGCGAACGCAGCCACGGCCACUCUCAAAGCCAGUCUCGGGGUCCUUGAAGACUCUGGCUCGUUGAUGGGAUGGGGGACGACUACAGUGAGAGAAGCAGCGGGUGGCAAUGGGAUCGGCGGAGUACCCUCGAUGAGCGAAGCCAAUCGAGGACGACAGAAGAGGAGGGGGCAUGGGUGGACAAGGAGAGUCGACGGGGCGACUGUUGAACUGUUACGGGGUUGGCGAGCGCGAUGAGAGGUGAGCAAGAUGUUAGGCAUACAUGGAAUGACUGUGUAAUAAGGGAGGAUGUGCUUCAUUGUAUGUGAUCGGUCUGUGGCACGGUGUCGCUAGAGGACGUGUUUCUACGAUCGAUUCUGUAUUUUUUUUU
Molecule: messenger RNA, 3782 nt
Organism: Sodiomyces alkalinus F11
Lineage: Eukaryota; Fungi; Ascomycota; Sordariomycetes; Glomerellales; Plectosphaerellaceae
Exons: 1
Coding region: 409-3462 (1017 amino acids)
Source: RefSeq, a predicted model, not a curated record